AUGGCGCUCCCCAACCCUCCUGGUCUCCUCCCCGCCGAAGUGGCGUUUCUGUGCGAAAUGGAACAAGUAACCAUCGUCCCGCGCCAGCGCCUUGAUCGCCUCGACUUACUGGGCGGCACCACACGGCCUCUCAUUCCCCCGCAGAAAACAACGCUUCCCCUGUGGCUUGCAAUUCUAUUAAAACGCCAACGACGUGCCAACAUCGUCCCUCCUCCCUGGCUGUAUCCGGAAAGUCUGGAAGAGAUCCUCGAACUAGAGACCAAGCACUUCCAAGACUCAUUUUCUCUACCUCCUACAAUACCUCCUACGAGACAGGCAGACUUUGCAGGGAAGUCGUUCUACGCCACAACCCCGUUUGUCGAAUCGUGCACUGCGUCCGCCACUCCCAAUGCGCUACCAUACCAUUGGUAUGAGAUUUCCGAAAUGUUGCUGGAAGCCGCGAGCGACGAUGUCGCCCAGCCCGACAGGGUACGACAGCUACUCAGAGAUCUGCGAGAAGUUCGACUGGCCAAGAUACGCAAAGAGGUGGAAACCUUGGCCGGCGACGGGGAAGGUACGCGCUUAGAUGGCGUAGGCGCCAUGGAGCUGUCCGAAUCCCGAGGCUUUCUCACGGGAGUGAUAGGCGGGCUCCGAAAGAUUGAUGCUAGCAGAGAACAGGCGAGGCGAGAUCGUGAAGAAGAGGAAAGAGAGAACAGGAGGGAUAAUGAUGAUGACGACGACGAAGACGACGAGAUGACAUGA
Capronia epimyces CBS 606.96 is the source of this 741-nucleotide messenger RNA. RefSeq names its product GINS complex subunit 2. Gene Ontology annotation, biological process: double-strand break repair via break-induced replication; DNA replication. The transcript has 2 exons. The coding region runs from base 1 to 741 and encodes 246 amino acids. Lineage: Eukaryota; Fungi; Ascomycota; Eurotiomycetes; Chaetothyriales; Herpotrichiellaceae. The record is from RefSeq and is a predicted model, not a curated record. Gene Ontology annotation, cellular component: GINS complex; nucleus.